Messenger RNA from Plutella xylostella (diamondback moth), 1189 nucleotides. Its product is annotated as ribosome biogenesis regulatory protein homolog. Gene Ontology annotation, cellular component: nucleolus; nucleus; preribosome, large subunit precursor. The record is from RefSeq and is a predicted model, not a curated record. Lineage: Eukaryota; Metazoa; Arthropoda; Insecta; Lepidoptera; Plutellidae. Gene Ontology annotation, molecular function: protein binding. Gene Ontology annotation, biological process: endonucleolytic cleavage in ITS1 to separate SSU-rRNA from 5.8S rRNA and LSU-rRNA from tricistronic rRNA transcript (SSU-rRNA, 5.8S rRNA, LSU-rRNA); ribosomal large subunit biogenesis; ribosome biogenesis.
CAAAUCUUUUAAGGUUAUGCUUUUGCAUUGUGUUGGGUUUAUCAUAAUUUUAAAUGUGGUGAAUAUUAGUUAAAUAAUGGAUAUCGUUAAUGAGAUAUUAGAAAGAGAGCAGAAGAAGGCGGAGAAGUAUAAACCAAUCACAGUUGAAAAGCAUUUAGAACUAGAAUUCGACAUAGGAACACUCUUAGCUUCGGACACAAAUGAUUUGGACACAAAAGCACUGAGAUCAAACAAAGAUGAAUAUUUGCAAGCUCUGUCCAGAGAUAACACACAGUUGCUACUCAACAAAAUCUGGGAACUACCCACGGAGAGACUCGACGAAGCCAUUGUGGUGAGGCUGCCCGCGCCGAAGACCGUUCUCCCGCGGUCUAAGCCGGUGCCGAAGCCCAAACCCCUCACCAAAUGGCAAGAGUUUGCUAAAGCUAAAGGGAUCACAAAGAAAAAGAAGGACAAACUUCACUGGGAUGAAGCUUUACAGAAAUGGGUGCCUUUGUAUGGUUUCAAGAAGGCAGCUGCAGAAAAAGAAAAGAACUGGGUUAUUGAAGUGCCUGGCAAUGCUGAUCCUAUGACAGACAUGUUUGAGAAGAAAGCGAGUGAAAAGUCAGAGAAAGUUGCCAAGAAUGAGCUGCAGAGGCUCAAGAACAUUGCCAGAUCUAGGAAAGUGAAGAUACCAAGAGUGGGGCUGCCAGUCACCUCUGACAAGGCUUCUGCAUCACAGCUAAAUACUGCAGCAAUAGUGGCCAAGGCAUCCACAGCUUCACUUGGAAAGUUCCAAGACAAAUUACCAAAAGAGAAGGAAGCCAGAGGGAAGGGUAUUCAUGAACUGAUACCGGGGAAAGAACGCAAGAGGAAGGCGCCCAUACCCAACUCUACAGUGGAGAAAGAAAAUAACUUGAACCUACUUGACAGAAUCCUGAACAAGAGACCCAAAAUUGACUUGGACAAGGCAGUCAACCAGCACAUUCACCAUGAGCAAGUCGAGAGGUCAAAUGAAAAGAAGAACUUCAAACCUUCCAAAGGCAAAGGCAAGGGGAAGGGCAAUGCCAGCAACUUCUCUGCCAAGAAGCCAAAGGCCGGCAAGGGUCAGCGGAAUCCCGGCAAGACCAGUCAGGGACGGAAGAGGAGAUAAGAGUAAUAUACUCUAUUUUUUUCUUUAUUUACCCCCCACAAUACAGUCUGUUAUCCUACA